Molecule: messenger RNA, 1362 nt
Organism: Talaromyces stipitatus ATCC 10500
Lineage: Eukaryota; Fungi; Ascomycota; Eurotiomycetes; Eurotiales; Trichocomaceae
Exons: 3
Coding region: 1-1362 (453 amino acids)
Source: RefSeq, a predicted model, not a curated record
AUGGCUGAGACUGUUCAGAUUUGCACGGACUGUCUCCAGAGCAAGCCGAUCGACGAUUUCAAGAGCAAAAGCUGCAAAACUGGAAAUCGUGUCCGGAAAACAUGUUCUGCAUGUCGUGAUCGGAAGCAAAGCAAUCGAGCAAAACGGAAGAGUAACGACGCAGACAUCUCUGAGCCUCCAGUUGAGGAUACUCAUGUUCCUCAUUUCAUGCGGCCAACUACAGCCUCUUCACUUCGAAGAACGGCCUCAACUCUUCGAAAAAUCGCUCCUCAACGUGUCUCUGCCCAAGUGUUCCAGCAACAAACUCUAGAGCAGAGCCAGCAGGUUACCUCCUCGUCUCCUGCUCCUUCUUUCCAUCUUCGAGGUACUCACUCCCAGGACACCCCACAGAUUGCUGAUGCUCGUCGGCGUAGAGAGCAAGAUCGACGUGCUCAUCGUGUUGCAAGACGAGCUGGGGAAGACGUGCCUCCCACUCAGGAAUUAGAUAUCUUUGCUGAUUAUGCAAAGCAUUUGAUGAAGUUUCAUGAUGGACGCUUUGCCCGCCAUCCACGUUUCCGCUACGUUGUCUUUAACACGAUGAUGAGACAACAGGCCAACACUAAAGCUAGCUUUUUCAUCAAGCAGAAGACUAAGGAUGGGCAUCAAAUCACUGCAGAUGAUUUACGUCUAGCUUUUGAGGAUGAUGCUCCAGAAGGUGAAGCAUUACUUAACUCAAUCACUCGCCGAUCUGGGACGCUUCGGGGGACACGUCCUUUUUGGACAAACAAACAUCAACACCUAAAAGCGAUGGUUAAGAAUAUUGGCCCUUCACAUCUUUUCUUGACUUUGUCAGCUGCUGAUUUACAAUGGGCCGAUCUUAUGCAACAUCUGCCAAACUUUGAGCAAUGGAAAGCAGGUACAAGUUCAGAGCGGAUUCAAAUUGCACGCGAUAACCUUCGAGACAACCCACACAUCGUCGCUCAGUGGUUUCUCAUCCGAUACAAUACAUUUCGAAAAGAGUACGCGUCAAAUGUUGAGAAGAAAACCGAAUCUUACAAGGAUAUGAUGAAGGGCUUUCUACCUAAACUCAAUCCUCAGAAUCCUUUGCUAUCUGCUGUAAGUAAGAUGAUGAAUCGUCUUAUCGGUGAACGAGAUUGGUCGGCCCAAGAAGUAUUACACUUGCUUCUCGAUAUACCACUUCAAUCCGCAAGUCGAAUCUGUAUCAAUGUCGACUGUCGCCCUGAAGAGGUUCAUUCCGCUGUAUUUGUUCCUAUUGAGCCUGAAAUUGAAGGCGAUGAAACUGUUCAACGAGGACUUUCAGCAUUGGAUAAAUACAAACGCCGUCAUACACUGUUCGAAGAUCUAUACCCCCCAGAACAUUGA